Messenger RNA from Galleria mellonella (greater wax moth), 2366 nucleotides. RefSeq names its product H/ACA ribonucleoprotein complex subunit 4 (gene Nop60B). The coding region runs from base 213 to 1739 and encodes 508 amino acids. The transcript has a single exon. The record is from RefSeq and is a predicted model, not a curated record. Lineage: Eukaryota; Metazoa; Arthropoda; Insecta; Lepidoptera; Pyralidae. Gene Ontology annotation, cellular component: box H/ACA snoRNP complex. Gene Ontology annotation, molecular function: RNA binding; pseudouridine synthase activity. Gene Ontology annotation, biological process: box H/ACA sno(s)RNA 3'-end processing; mRNA pseudouridine synthesis; snRNA pseudouridine synthesis.
GCAACAUUGAUAGACUCGACAGUUCCACACUCGUUUUACAUUUUUAGAGCUAACCUCUAUUUUGAAAACCGCACGUGUCGUCUUUUAUUGUUUGCUCGAUAAAAAUUACUAUUCCAUCUGACCAUUUGUAAUUAGGGCGGUGGAUUGUAUAUUUACACGCGACAUCUAAAUAAAUUACGCAGUUGUCUAACAACAGCGUAAUAAGUGAGAAAAUGACAGACGUACUGCAACCGGGUGGCGAUGUAUUUACCGAGAAAAAAAAGAAGAAAAAUAAGGACACAGUGUCUUUGGGGGCUUUUCAGAAGAUCGGGGAGUUCAAGAUUGAGCCGUCGGAGAGCGUCAGCAAGUUAGAUACUGCUUACUGGCCGUUGUUAUUGAAAAAUUUCGAUAGACUCAAUGUGCGCACUAACCAUUAUACGCCGUUACCAUUCGGUCAUUCGCCUUUAAAACGGCCUAUAGCUGAUUAUAUCAAAUCUGGAUUUAUAAACGUCGAUAAACCCAGUAACCCGAGCUCCCACGAGGUCGUAUCAUGGAUCAAAAGGAUAUUGAAGGUGGAGAAAACAGGACACUCCGGUACGUUAGACCCCAAAGUUACUGGCUGUUUAAUUGUGUGUAUAGACAGAGCGACCAGACUUGUGAAGUCCCAACAGAAUGCCGGCAAGGAGUACGUAGCUGUAUUCAGCUUGCAUUCCGCCGUUGAAAACUUACAAAAAGUCACACAAGGUUUGGAGAAACUUCGUGGAGCUUUAUUCCAGCGUCCACCCUUGAUAUCGGCUGUCAAAAGGCAGUUACGUGUAAGGAGUGUUUAUGAUAGCAAACUCCUCGACUAUGAUCAGGAACGGAACAUCGGUGUUUUCUGGGUAAGCUGUGAGGCUGGAUCGUAUAUUCGUACCAUGUGUGUCCAUUUGGGUCUCAUGCUCGGUGUAGGAGGUCAGAUGAUAGAGCUGAGACGUGUGCGUUCCGGUAUUCAGGGAGAAAAGGAAGGCAUGGUUACAAUGCAUGAUAUUUUAGAUGCUCAAUGGGCAUAUGAAAACCACAAAGAUGAGACUUAUAUACGAAGAGUAAUCAAGCCUCUUGAAGGACUGCUAGUAGCCCACAAGAGGAUUUUCAUUAAAGACAGUGCUGUUAAUGCUGUAUGUUACGGAGCAAAAGUACUAUUACCUGGCAUUUUGCGAUACGAGGAUGGCAUAGAAAUUGAUCAAGAAAUCGUUAUUGUCACAACUAAAGGAGAAGCUGUUGCGCUUGCCAUCGCCCUCAUGACCACAUCAACAAUGGCCUCAUGUGAUCACGGAGUGGCAGCAAAACUGAAACGAGUAAUCAUGGAAAGAGACACAUAUCCUAGGAAAUGGGGCUUAGGGCCAAAGGCAUCUCAGAAGAAGCAGUUGAUCCAGCAAGGAAAACUAGACAAAUAUGGUAAACCAAAUGAGAACACUCCAAGUGAAUGGUUAAACAGUUAUGUAGAUUAUAAAGUGAAGAAAGAGGAGAAGAAUGGUCCAGUAGAUACAGAAGAAGGGAGUAGGAAAAGGACAGCAAGCACAGCAAAUGCAGAUGACCCAAACAACUCGACCGAACUGAAAUCUGAAAAGAAAAAAAAGAAGAAGAAGCACGACCUCGAUGCCACCGCAGAUGGAGAUGCAUCAAUAGAUGCAAAUGUGACCACAGAGGGCACAGAUGAAACAGUUCGAAAAGAGAAAAAAAAGAAAAAAAAGAAGGACAAAGACCAAGAGAGAGAUGAAUAAGUUCUUUGGUACUAUAAUUGGUUUAAAUAAAUUUUUAAGCUGUUCCUAUAUGGAGUCAUUAAGAGCAAGUUAAAACAUAUAUUUUUUCAGUGAUUGUAAAUAUUGCAUUUACUUACGGCGCCAAUUUAAAAUCUCAUUUAUAUACAAUGUGGUUUUAUAGUUUUGAAAAAUAGUUCAUGCUCUUUAAGAAUUAAUUUUAAAUUCAAAUUUAAAAAAAUAUUGAUGUUAAAUGCAUUCUGAAUUUAAAAUUGUUAUUAGAAACUAUAUAUAAACAGAAAGUGUGGAAUGUGACCUGUUUCCUUUGCCAUUACUUUGCAUAAUAAUUUAAAAAAAAUAAUUUAGGUCUGUUCAGUAAUUUAAAAAAAAAGUAAGUAGCUGCGCUAGAUCUAAAUAAAUCAAAUAAGUUUUCUUGUAUUACAGGUUAAUACUCUAAUAAUUGGUAUUACUUUUUUUUUAUAUGAAAUAUCUACACCAUUUUCCCACAGAUAAUAAUAUUUUUUUACAUGUGUAUAAAAAUAGUUUUAAGUUAGUUAUAAACAAUGAAUGUAUGUUGAUAAGUAAGUGGAAAUGAUUGUUUUAAUUCUUAAGACAAGUUGAUCAUCAACAUUAAACGUUUUAUUAAAUUUU